AUGACGCGGUUUAUGUGUGUUCAAUACCCGAAUUCACCCUUCGGGGCCCGAUGGUGCCAGACCCGCACGAAUUUCGAAUAUUCUGGCCAACUUUCGCCCGAACGGCACAUUUACAUGGCAACUGAUCAGGAGCUUAAAAUAUCUCGAAUGACCAAACGAUCAAUGAACAAAAAAAUAUUCAGUCGACCCAGCUACAAGCUUCGGGAAUUUGUACUCACUCCUUUUCAUAUAAAAUAUUUUGAAGUCAGUGGUGGGAAUCGGGGAAAAGAAAAGGGCCGCAUCUCCCUUGCUCACGUUAAGUAUGUAGAGAAGGUUUUGGAUGACGAUUUAGACAACAAAAAGAACGUCUUACAGAUUGCCUAUGUCGAAGAUCCAAGUUCAAUAAACUGGUUUCUGCUGUAUAUAGUGGCGCCUACGCUGAUAGAACGAGAUGAUUGGAUAAGUCUCAUUCGAUUUUAUACAAGAGAGAGGGGUGCUUGCUUUCUGCCGCGUUAUCAUCCUGGUGUGUGGCGUCGUCCUGGUCGAUACAGCUGCUGUGAUGACAUCAAUCGUCGUUCCCUCGGUUGCCAGCAUACCACUGACUCUGGAUCGAACACCGAGGCAGCCGAGGCUCGUCGCUUCUCUGCCUUCCCAGGUUGUCUUCCCCCCGUCACCUCAACGGAGGUCCAGACGCCUUCCGUGCCUCCCCUGGGCGGCCAACAAUCGGUUGCUGUCCAAGCUCCACCUCCUCCUCCUACUCAGGUGCCUCAGCAGUCCGUGGCCCAACCGAUUGCAGGAAAGGUGAUCAUGGCCACCCCUCCCGCUCCUCCCCCAAAUCCUGUCAGCAUGUUCACCCAACAGCAAUUGCUCUUCCAACAGCAACAACAGCAACAGCUGUUGCUCGCUCAGCAACACAAGCUGAGCAUGCUUGCCGCUCAACCGCAUUUGCAGCAGCAACAACAGUUGGCCGCUCGACGACCCGCAAGGCUGCCUCAAUCUCCUGGUGGCCAAUCCUUUGAUUGGCUUAGUUACGUAGACCAAAGGUGUUUAACCCCGCUGGUAUUCGUUGCCCCAAAAGGUGCCUGUGGGAUCGUGCCAAAGCAGCAGGGUAACCGAGUUUGCACAUUCAUCGAGGUGUUACGUCAUCGAGAACAGUGGGUGUUCACUGCCGAAAUAACUGUCCUGUUUAGCUGUCUUUGCCUCCUCCCCGCAGUCGACACGAUUCAGGCUGGCUUCCUUCUGGGUCGCAGGGAGGAGAAUGAAAAGACCGUGAUCGCUGUGCACAACUACAAUCCCGUACGUGAGAACCAGCUGCCUCUACAGAAGGGCGAGAAGUACUAUGUGGUGAAUGACAGUAACGCGCAGUGGUGGUACGUUCGCAAUAUGGCCGGUCAAUCUGGCUACGUGCCUACAAACUACAUCCACAAGCCAAAUAGUCUCAACUCUUUCGACUGGUAUUACAAAGACAUCACUCGUCAGCAGGCUGAGGCGAUUCUUUUGGAAGAGAAUCGGGAGGGCUGUUUCCUGGUUCGAGAUUCAGUGAGCAAGAAGAAUACGUAUACCUUAUCGGUAACCUCGAAGGAUCCGGAUGUUGCUGGUAAGCUGCGAGUACACCACUACCAUAUCCACCGGACAGAGGCAGGCACGAAUCUCUCUAACGGCCACACCAAUGGUGGGGGCCCAGGUGUCUCGGCCAACGGGAGCGCUGGCAACAGUGCUCUCACCAAUGGCGGUAACAGUGCAGGACAGGUGAACGGUGGGGUUAACUCUGGUACUGGUGCAGGCGGUGGCGGUGAGGCACAGUUCUACCUCUCGGAGAAGCAUGCCUUCCCGACUAUUAGCGAGGUGAUCCACUAUCACAAGCACAACUCCGGCGGGCUGGUGGUGCGCCUCCGCUCUCCUCCCGUUAAGGACCGCGAGAGUCCUGUCACCGCCGGGAUGGGCCUCGAUGAAUUCGAACUUGACCCCGCAGAACUGCAAAUCGAUCCUGAGCCCAUAGGCAAGGGCCAAUUCGGGGUUGUCAAGCGAGGCAAAUUUCGUAACAUUCCAGUGGCAGUCAAGCAAAUGGUUGAAAACGCGAUGAACGAGGAGGACUUUAUAGAAGAAGCAAAGAAUAUGCGGUUAGUUAGCUUCACGGCCAUAGUUUUAGUUUCACAAAACUUUGCCAUCUCCGUCUCACCAAUCGGGUCACUACGGGAUUUCUUGCGCCAGCGCCAGUCUCAGUUUUGCAAUCGUCCGGUAGUGCUAGCGGAUAUCUGCGCUCAAGUGGGCAAUGGGAUGGCUUACCUAGAGCGUGAGCAGUUCGUGCAUCGAGACCUAGCCGCGCGCAACUGUCUGGUGAAGUCAGUUUCACGCAAUUCAGUGGUAGUCAAGGUGGCCGACUUCGGCAUGGCCCGCUUUCUCCUCGACAACGUCUACGAGCCCAGUGCUGGCACUAAGUUCCCUGUCCGUUGGGCCGCUCCUGAGGUCUUCCAGUCCGUCUAUACUGACAAAGCCGAUGUUUGGAGCUUCGGCGUUCUUAUGUGGGAGGUGUUUACUUAUUGCCUGGAGAAUCCCUAUCACGGGAUGAAUAACUCGCAGGUGUACCAGUUCAUAGUCGAUGGCGGACGUUUGCAUAAACCGGCCGUCUGUCCCGAUCGGAUCUACGUUCUUAUGCUCGAAUGCUGGCAACACGAUCGAAAUAGACGUCCAGCGUUCGAAUACAUCUGUCAGAAGAUCGGUGAUUACUUGGAUCAGAACUGUGAGAACUGA
Messenger RNA from Echinococcus granulosus, 2730 nucleotides. RefSeq names its product Tyrosine-protein kinase Btk29A. The transcript is spliced from 14 exons. The record is from RefSeq and is a predicted model, not a curated record. Gene Ontology annotation, molecular function: protein binding; non-membrane spanning protein tyrosine kinase activity; ATP binding. Gene Ontology annotation, biological process: peptidyl-tyrosine autophosphorylation; intracellular signal transduction. Bases 1 to 2730 code for a protein of 909 amino acids. Lineage: Eukaryota; Metazoa; Platyhelminthes; Cestoda; Cyclophyllidea; Taeniidae.